CUGAAAAGAGGGGAUAGUAAUAUAAACUAGGACUCUUCAUCCUGACUAUCUAAGUGGGCCUUGAAAGGAGGCGGUCGGGGUGUGUUGGAAAAAAGUCUCUGUCUCCCCCUUGAGCAGGGCAGAUGUCUGAGCUGUUCAGGGAACGAAGGCAACACCCAGCAUAAUGUCAGAUAAGAAUACAAGAAUCGCCAUAGUCAACCAUGAUAAGUGCAAACCCAAGAAAUGCCGACAGGAGUGCAAGAAGAGUUGUCCUGUGGUGCGCAUGGGUAAACUGUGUAUUGAGGUCACUCCUCAGAGUAAGAUAGUAUGGAUCUCUGAGUCUCUGUGUAUAGGAUGUGGUAUUUGCAUAAAGAAAUGUCCAUUUGGUGCUUUAUCAAUCGUAAACCUACCUAGCAAUUUGGAGAAAGAAACAACUCACAGAUACUGUGCCAACUCAUUUAAACUUCACAGACUACCCAUUCCACGACCAGGGGAGGUGCUAGGGCUGGUUGGCACCAAUGGAAUUGGAAAAUCCACUGCGCUUAAGAUCCUGGCAGGAAAACAAAAACCCAACCUGGGAAAGUAUGAUGCUCCUCCAGACUGGCAAGAGAUCCUGACGUAUUUCAGAGGCUCUGAGCUGCAGAACUAUUUCACCAAAAUCCUGGAGGAUGACCUGAAGGCCAUCGUCAAGCCACAGUAUGUGGACCAGAUCCCCAAAACAGUGAAGGGCUCUGUUGGAGCGAUCCUGAACAGGAAGGAUGACACAGAGACACAGGAACUAGUUUGUGAACGGCUGGACCUGCUGCACCUGCGCGAUCGGAAUGUCGAGGACCUCUCAGGAGGAGAACUGCAGCGGUUUGCCUGCGCAGUCGUCUGCAUCCAAAGAGCUGACAUCUAUAUGUUUGACGAGCCAUCAAGUUACCUGGAUGUAAAACAGAGACUGAAGGCCGCCAUCACCAUCAGAUCCCUCAUCUCGCCAGACAGGUAUAUUAUUGUGGUGGAGCAUGAUCUGAGCGUGCUGGAUUACUUGUCAGACUUUAUCUGCUGUCUGUAUGGAGUUCCCAGCGCGUAUGGUGUGGUCACUAUGCCUUUCAGCGUCCGAGAAGGUAUUAACAUCUUCUUGGAUGGUUACGUGCCGACGGAGAACCUGAGGUUCAGAGAAACCUCUCUGGUGUUUAAGGUGGCGGAGACAGCAGCGGAGGAGGAGGUGAAGAAGAUGUGCAGGUAUCAGUACCCCUCCAUGAAGAAGACAAUGGGAGACUUUGAGCUGUUCAUCAAGGAGGGAGAGUUCACCGACUCUGAGAUCAUGGUCAUGCUCGGCGAGAACGGUACCGGCAAAACGACGUUUAUCAGAAUGCUUGCGGGAGGCCUGAAACCAGACGGAGGAGGGGAGGUGCCCAUCCUGAAUGUGAGCUAUAAGCCGCAGAAGAUCAGCCCCAAAUUCAAGGGCAGCGUCCGUGCUCUGCUUCAUGAGAAGAUUCGAGAUGCGUACACACACCCUCAGUUCAUCACAGACGUCAUGAAACCCAUGCAGAUUGAGAGCAUCAUUGAUCAGGACGUGCAGAACCUGUCUGGAGGGGAACUGCAGCGUGUGGCCUUGGCGCUGUGUUUGGGGAAACCAGCUGAUGUGUAUCUGAUCGACGAGCCAUCUGCUUACCUGGACUCAGAGCAGCGUCUCAUGGCAGCCAGAGUUAUCAAACGAUACAUACUUCAUGCUAAGAAAACUGCCUUUGUGGUGGAGCAUGACUUCAUUAUGGCCACGUACCUAGCAGACAGAGUCAUUGUGUUUGACGGGAUCCCAUCCAAAAGCACAUCAGCCAACACUCCACAGACUCUGCUAGCCGGCAUGAAUAAGUUUUUGUCUCAGCUAGAGAUCACGUUCAGAAGAGACCCGAACAACUUCAGACCGAGAAUCAAUAAGAUGAAUUCCAUUAAGGAUGUGGAGCAGAAGCGAAGUGGGAACUACUUUUUCCUGGAUGACUAAGAUUCCAUUCCUGUUCAUGGUCUUAUGGGCAUCACCAGCCCAUCAGGCUGUGACACUCCCACUGUAUGACUUCACUCAGGAAGAGAGAGCACGAUGGACCAUACAUACAGCCCCAGCUUUCCUCUCUCGUUCAUCCACAAAGGCUGGUGUGUUCCUUUGACUGAAAAAUGACCUACCACACUGUUUUAAUGGUCGCAAACUCAUAUGACUCCGAGCAGGAGGCAUGAUUAGAAUGUCAAAAAAUGCAUUUUACAUAUGAAAUAAAUUUUAAUCAUAACCCUAAACAUUAAGCUUAUUUAAAGCAAUUUGUCUCUCAAGAGCGAGUUGACACAAAGUUAGUUUCGCAUAUUUGUAUCCAUAUCAAAGCUGAAGGGGUAGCAGAUUUUUGGGCCCUACACCAGUUUAGAGGGUUUUCUAGUUUAACAGUUGCUGCUAUGUAAGUAUUUUGAUUAAAAGAUUCAUGCCACUGUUACAAGUGUAUAUUUUAUUAUACUUGAAAUAUCAGUUGUACCUUUUUAAAUUCUUUCAAAACAGUUGAGUUAGGAAAUAUGUAACGAUGACCUUGAAACUCAGGAAUUUAAGCUAUUAUAUGCUUAAAUAAUCAGUUCUAUUCGAUCACUUCUAAUAAACGAAAGCUCGCAAUGUUUUCAUAUUGUCAGUUGUAUUUGGUUGAAGAUUAGACUGAAGUUUUCACUGAUAUUUUAUGAGGGUGGGUAAAUGCAUGAGCUUGGUUUAUUGCUUUCAUGCUGCCUGGGGGAGGAUGAUGUUACACUAACCGCUCGAA
This is a messenger RNA of Chanos chanos (milkfish), 2747 nucleotides long. It is a transcript of the gene abce1, whose product is annotated as ATP-binding cassette, sub-family E (OABP), member 1. The record is from RefSeq and is a predicted model, not a curated record. Gene Ontology annotation, molecular function: ATP binding; ATP hydrolysis activity. The transcript has 18 exons. The coding region runs from base 164 to 1963 and encodes 599 amino acids. Lineage: Eukaryota; Metazoa; Chordata; Actinopteri; Gonorynchiformes; Chanidae.